AUGCUGGAUAAGCCAAAACCAAUUUUUAUUGAUAGAUACGCUCUGCGAAAAUUAUCAUCUAUCAAUGAAGAAAACUACACAGGUUCUCAAAGUGAAGGCUCAUCUCCGCUUUUGGAUGAAGAGAUUGCUAAACGAAGGCGCAAGCUAAGUAAAACUUUGCCAGCUGAAGCAAAUAUAAUAAUCACAGAAGAAUCCCCCAUGGCGAUUCAAGGGCUGAGCGAAUUAGAAGAAGAUGAACAAAAUUAUGAUAACCAGAGCGUUGGGUCAAUUAUGUCAAUCGACAAUUAUGAUAAUGAGUCUUUUAUUACUGAUGCGGCAGAUUUGGAUGGGUAUGACUAUAUUGAGUAUUUCCAAGAUAACCUGGAUAUUGAGAUGGGAGAGAUAAGAAGCCCUGUGAGGAAAAAGACAAGGUCAAGGACUGUAAAAGUUCAGAUGGAAGGAAAACUUAUUGAGGAAGAAAAAAAGACAUACUGAAUAGAGUACUCCUUGGGAGCAGCUUUGACAGCUUCAGCUGCACUGAUUUUAUUUAUUUUUAAUAAGUAA
Molecule: messenger RNA, 543 nt
Organism: Blepharisma stoltei
Lineage: Eukaryota; Ciliophora; Heterotrichea; Heterotrichida; Blepharismidae
Source: the annotation of a GenBank genome assembly